AAUGAAAUAUAGUGGGGGGGGGGAAAAAGUCCUUUUUUAAAUUUUAAAACACCAGCAAUAGUGUUAACAAGUUAUGUUUGAGUGUAUACUUGGAAGGUAAAAGUACUUUCUGUGCUGUCCCAGCUGUGGUUACUACUGUGUUGUUCUGAAUACAGUUUUUUCAAACGGAUCGAAUGAGUCGAGUGUGUAUUGUUGUUUUGGAGGAGGUUGAAGAUGAUUCUCCUACAUUUUUUUCCAAUCUACCUCAGGAAAACACAUCUGUACGUCCUUCACCUUCUGGAAAUGUGUUGCCGCCGCUGGUUCAAGCUAUAUUUAAUGGGGACCCUGAUGAAGUUCGAGCAUUAAUAUUUAAGAAAGAAGAUGUUAACUUUCAGGAUAAUGAAAAGAGGACCCCUUUACAUGCUGCUGCCUAUCUGGGAGAUGCAGAAAUUAUUGAACUACUUAUUUUAUCUGGAGCUAGAGUUAAUGCCAAAGACAGCAAGUGGUUGACUCCCUUACACAGAGCUGUUGCAUCAUGUAGUGAGGAUGCAGUUCAGGUGUUGUUAAAGCAUUCAGCAGAUGUCAAUGCCCGUGACAAAAACUGGCAGACACCCCUACAUAUAGCAGCUGCAAAUAAAGCUGUUAAAUGUGCUGAAGCUUUGGUGCCUCUUCUAAGUAAUGUAAAUGUCUCAGAUCGAGCAGGUAGAACAGCAUUACAUCAUGCAGCCUUCAGUGGACAUGUUGAGAUGGUGAGUUUGUUAUUGUCUAGAGGUGCCAAUAUUAAUGCAUUUGACAAGAAAGACAGACGAGCUAUACAUUGGGGAGCAUAUAUGGGUCACAUUGAAGUUGUGAAACUACUUGUGACUCAUGGAGCUGAAGUGACAUGCAAAGACAAGAAAUCAUAUACACCCCUACAUGCUGCAGCGUCUAGUGGAAUGAUCAGCGUAGUCAAAUUUCUUCUAGAUCUUGGAGUUGAUAUGAAUGAACCAAAUGCCUAUGGAAAUACACCUCUUCAUGUAGCUUGCUACAAUGGACAAGAUGUUGUAGUAAAUGAACUUAUAGACUGUGGUGCUAAUGUAAAUCAGAUGAAUGAGAAAGGUUUUACACCUUUGCACUUUGCUGCUGCAUCAACACAUGGAGCAUUGUGUUUAGAACUUUUGGUCUGUAAUGGAGCAGAUGUAAAUAUGAAGAGUAAAGAUGGGAAAACACCAUUGCAUAUGACAGCAAUCCAUGGUAGAUUUUCAAGAUCACAAACCAUCAUCCAGAAUGGAGCUGAAAUAGACUGUGAAGAUAGAAAUGGAAAUACUCCUUUGCACAUCGCAGCUAGAUAUGGUCAUGAACUACUAAUCAACACUCUAAUUACAAGUGGUGCUGACACUGCAAAGAGAGGUGUACAUGGGAUGUUUCCUCUCCAUUUGGCAGCAUUAAGUGGAUUUUCAGACUGUUGCAGAAAGCUCCUUUCAUCAGGCUUUGACAUAGACACCCCAGAUGAUUUUGGCAGGACCUGCCUUCAUGCAGCAGCAGCUGGAGGGAAUUUGGAGUGCCUAAACCUUCUGCUCAACACUGGUGCAGACUUCAACAAAAAGGACAAAUUUGGGAGAACUCCACUUCAUUAUGCUGCUGCCAACUGUAAUUACCAGUGCCUGUUUGCCCUUGUGGGAUCUGGAGCUAGUGUGAAUGACCUUGACGAGAGGGGUUGUACACCAUUGCACUAUGCAGCUGCAUCAGACACAGAUGGCAAGUGCCUGGAAUACUUACUAAGAAAUGAUGCAAAUCCAGGGAUCCGAGACAAACAAGGAUACAAUGCAGUUCAUUAUUCUGCUGCUUAUGGUCAUCGCUUGUGUCUUGAACUGAUUGCAAGUGAAACUCCCCUAGAUGUUCUAAUGGAAACAUCAGGUACUGACAUGCUGAAUGAUUCCGACAACAGAGCACCAAUUAGUCCAUUGCACUUAGCUGCCUAUCAUGGUCACCAUCAAGCUCUGGAAGUACUGGUGCAGUCUUUGUUGGACCUUGAUGUGAGGAACAAUAAUGGCAGGACACCAUUGGAUCUUGCAGCUUUUAAGGGACAUGUGGAGUGUGUGGAUGUACUUAUUAAUCAGGGAGCAUCAAUCUUAGUGAAAGACUAUGUUGUAAAGAGAACUCCAAUACAUGCUGCAGCUACAAAUGGUCAUUCAGAAUGCUUGCGAUUGUUGAUAGGCAAUGCAGAACCACAGAAUGCAGUGGACAUUCAAGAUGGAAAUGGACAGACUCCUCUGAUGCUGUCUGUUCUCAAUGGGCACACAGACUGCGUUUAUUCAUUGCUUAACAAAGGAGCAAACGUAGAUGCCAAAGAUAAAUGGGGAAGAACUGCAUUACAUAGAGGGGCAGUUACUGGGCAUGAGGAGUGUGUGGAAGCAUUGCUUCAGCAUGGUGCUAAGUCCUUGCUACGAGACUGCCGAGGGCGAACACCUAUACACUUAUCAGCUGCAUGUGGACAUAUUGGUGUUCUAGGAGCUCUCUUGCAGUCAGCAACAUCUGUGGAUUCAGUACCGGCCAUAGCAGACAAUCAUGGAUAUACAUCACUGCACUGGGCCUGUUAUAAUGGUCAUGACAGCUGUGUAGAGCUUCUUUUGGAACAGGAAGUUUUCCAGAAAAUGGAAGGAAAUUCUUUCAGCCCAUUGCAUUGUGCUGUCAUAAAUGACAAUGAAGGUGCUGCUGAAAUGUUAAUUGAUACGUUGGGUGCUGGCAUUGUAAAUUCAACAGAUGCAAAAGGAAGAACCCCUCUUCAUGCAGCAGCUUUUACAGAUCAUGUGGAGUGUUUACAGCUUCUACUCAGUCAUAAUGCUCAAGUAAAUGCUGUAGAUUCUUCUGGAAAGACUCCUCUAAUGAUGGCUGCAGAAAAUGGGCAAACUAACACCGUUGAGGUGCUGGUUAGCAGUGCUAAGGCUGAUCUGACCUUGCAAGAUAGCAGUAAAAACACAGCACUCCAUUUGGCUUGCAGCAAGGGUCAUGAAACUAGUGCCUUGUUAAUACUGGAGAAAAUUACGGAUAGAAACCUCAUCAAUGCCACCAAUGCAGCCUUGCAAACACCUCUGCAUGUUGCUGCUCGAAAUGGAUUAACAGUUGUAGUUCAAGAACUUUUAGGCAAGGGAGCGAGUGUACUUGCUGUAGAUGAAAAUGGUUACACACCAGCUUUGGCCUGUGCUCCCAAUAAGGAUGUGGCUGAUUGUCUAGCUCUCAUUUUGGCCACAAUGAUGCCUGUUUCAUCAAGCAGCACUUUACCUUCCCUUACAUUCAAUGCCAUUAAUCAUUACACCAACACCUCAAAAACUGUCACGUUUGACUCCUUGCCAAUCAUGAGGAGUGAACAUAGCUCUUAUUGUAGCUUCAACAAUAUUGGCAGGGAAGAUGGCUACCCAUAUACAGAAGAGGAUGAGCUUAAUGACUCAGAUUCUGAGACCUAUUAAGAAGCUUCAUCUGGAGGUCUGAAGAGUGAGCCCAGUCAUCUGAAGGUCAGAAUUGUGCUUUUGGAAAAAAGCAGUCAGUGUUUGAUUACAAAAGAGGACAGACCUAUGAGAAGAUUUGGGGGUUUUUUAAUUGUGGAUACGUAUGAAAGAUCUGUGUGUGACACUAGGAGGAUUUUAAAGAGCAGGUUUUGCAAAAGAAGCAUAAAUUCUUGAAAAAUACUUGGAAUCUACAGCAAAAAAAAUUAAGAAUGUCAAAACUGUUUUAUUUAAUUGUACAUUUAGCAUUUUGUUUGUGGUGCCAGGAGUAACUUCUCCAGACUCUGCACCCUAAUCUGUGUAAAUGAACAACAUACUUGUACAACAAAAAGGACAUCUGAUUUAACUAUAAUCAAUAAAACUAAAACCACUUUGAAGGCAAUAAAUGAGUUUGGUACAGUAGGCAUUGUGUGUGCAGCAAAUUGCCAAAGGACCAAAUAACUUAAAGAUUUUUUUAAUUAAAUACCUUUUUGUGGAAACUGGAAUAGGUUAAAUGAGAUGUUGUCUUAACCAAACCUUAAAUAUUUCUGGGAACGAAGCUUAGAUUUGGUUUUAAAUGUUGAUUUUUUUUUUAAUAAUCUAAAAGCCUUCUGACACUAUUAAAUGUACCAUGAAAGAGAGCAGAUGUAUCUUUCAGUUUUGUUUUUUCUUUUAGAUUAAACAAAAAUGAACUUGUCAUACUUUUAUAAUGCUUAAAACAAACCAGCUAACAAGGUGCAGUCAGGGUGAAACAUGUACAGUGUAAUAAACAAGGGGAGGGGUGGGAGGGAAGCAGUAAUUGUUGCACAGUUUUAGAUUUUUAACUUCUGGGUUUUAAAUUGAGAUAUUUUUAUUUAAAUACAUGAAGGGUAAUUUACUGAGAAAAUGAAACUGCAUAAAAAUCUCCUGACACCCUGUUGUGACUGAAAGUUCUUAGGGAAUGGAUUGAUCAACAAUUCACCCACUUCUUUACAUCAUAGGUUUGUAAGUGAGAUGAAGUCUGUGCCUCCAUAUUGUAUUUCUUUUAAAUCCUGGAGUUCUGAGUCGGGGGGAGGUGAAUUUAGAAGAGAGUUUCCCUGUGAU
Messenger RNA from Chelonoidis abingdonii (Abingdon island giant tortoise), 4523 nucleotides. RefSeq names its product ankyrin repeat domain 28 (gene ANKRD28). NCBI's taxonomy places the organism in Eukaryota, Metazoa, Chordata, Testudines, Testudinidae. Gene Ontology annotation, biological process: positive regulation of transcription by RNA polymerase II. The record is from RefSeq and is a predicted model, not a curated record. Gene Ontology annotation, molecular function: protein binding; transcription cis-regulatory region binding. Gene Ontology annotation, cellular component: nucleus.